AUGACCAUGGUUCCUGCUGAAAACCUUUCCAGACAGCAUCAUCUUCCUCACGGCGGCGGCGGCGGUUUUUAUGGUUUUGAUUGCGGUAGAAGUUACACGGAGGGUUUGGGGCUUACGAGCAGUGUUCGCGGAUAUGACUAUCAAAUCGAAGCUUACUUAGGAUCUGAUCUAGAAUUUCCUAUUUCCAUGGCUGAAGAUGAAUCGAGGGCCAACAGUGAUAACAAUAAUCAAGAACAAGAACGAGAUAAAGAACGGACGAGGAGGGUCGACGUUGACGGAGCUUGGUCUAUUACCCGGUGGUGGCUCACAGUCACAACAAGCAAGGCCACUAGCCCCUAUUUUCGGAUGCCCGAGUUUCAACCUCCACCACGUCCGAAGGUUAUCAAUAGUUUUAGUACUUUAUUCUUUCAACAACACCAGCAAGGAAGUAGCUCCAUGAUCCCUCAUCAGGUGGAGAUUAACCGGGACUUUAAGCCGAUAGCACCAAGUUCUUCUUCUUCUUCUUCUUCUUCUUCUUCGUUGGCGCCCUAUUUUGGCAGAUCAUUUCAGGUGCAAUCAAUGGAUGUUGCCGGGCCGAGCUCGGAGGUUAGAAUCAUUGAUCCUCCUAAAAGGCCCCAUUCUGGCAUUUGGUUUAUGCUACAAGCAUCACACAAUCAAACAAAAGAACCCUUCUUGCCUCAAAUACCAAAGAGCUAUCUGAGAAUCAAGGAUGGGAAGAUGACAGUGCGAUUAAUAAUGAAGUAUCUGGCUAACAAGCUCAGACUGGAUAGCGAAUCAGAGAUAGAGAUAAGAUGCAGAGGGCAACAGCUUGAGCCAUUGUUGACGUUGCAGUAUGUGAGAGAUCAAAUUUGGUGUCGUGCUUCAGGACAAGCUCACUCUUUGCUUCCUGAUUAUACUUUAACGCCGCCUGAUAGUGUUAACAAUGUCAUGGUUCUGCAUUAUGGUAGGCGCUAGGGCUUCAAAUAUUCGAAAACACCAGCACCACCCUUAUUUUUUCUCGUAAUUUAAUCGUUUUGUUUCUAUAUAUAAUUGUGAUCGAUGAGUGAGUGAAUGAAUCAUUUCUUUAAGUU
Messenger RNA from Hibiscus syriacus, 1070 nucleotides. RefSeq lists its product as uncharacterized. Gene Ontology annotation, biological process: multicellular organism development. Lineage: Eukaryota; Viridiplantae; Streptophyta; Magnoliopsida; Malvales; Malvaceae. The transcript has 5 exons. The record is from RefSeq and is a predicted model, not a curated record. Bases 1 to 954 code for a protein of 317 amino acids.